Molecule: messenger RNA, 593 nt
Organism: Caenorhabditis elegans
Lineage: Eukaryota; Metazoa; Nematoda; Chromadorea; Rhabditida; Rhabditidae
Gene: T21E8.5
Product: DHC_N1 domain-containing protein
Exons: 4
Coding region: 107-403 (98 amino acids)
Source: RefSeq, marked reviewed
UGCAAAACAUUUCGUGUUUUUUAUGUUGCAAUUCUUGAAUCUUUAUUUUUUGUCUUUUUCAUGAGACACCUGCACACGUAUCUUCAAUUUUCUUCAUUGUCGCCAAAUGAAAGUUGCUCCACUACUAGAAGAAGUGAUGGACCUUCGCCGGAAAAUUCAUAUUAUAAAUGCUGAACAGUUUUUAAAAACUCGCAACGAGCACACCACUCUUAUCCUUCAAGUGGAGGCAAUGAUUACUGAGUUCUCGCUUCACGUUUUCAAGGAACAUUUUGAGGCGAUUCGGCGAAAAGGAGCGUAUUGUUCUGUUCGUGGAGAAAGAAACUUUGUGCGUUACUCAAAGACACUUACUGAGUUAAACAGCUCCCUUCGUCAUAUGAUUGCUUCCUUCCAUGGUAAUAAUUGAUUUCCCUGAACCAGAUUGAUUUUUUUCAUAUUUUUAUGAUGCUUGCUCAAAGAGGAGCGGUUUUUUUCGAUUUUUAUAUUUUUAACCAUGUCAUUUUAGUUUUAUUUUGGUAUUCUCGCUAAAUUUUCAACUGUUCCUGUUUAAUAAUGUGGCUGAUAUGUUCUUUGGUGUCAAUAAAAAUAAGUUUGAA